AUGAAAGCCGCGCUCGAACAAAUUACGAUCCUCAAAUCUCUGCAGCUCGAGCGCGAGCUCUCUAGGUUCUGCCAACGGCUAUCCCGGCUGUACCAAGGAUGGCCAGACAGGUUGCCUGAUGGUAAGCUAUCAGCUCCGCCUAUGGACAUCCGCAACAACGGUGGAGUUACGAGUGCAUCGCUGACCUUAUUAGGAUUAGGGAUUUGGAGAUUUUGGGAGUUUGAACGGAUUGAUAGAGAGGGAGGAUACUCCCCGUAUUGGACCGCCGUGACUGCACGGUUGGCGCGGUGGCUGGCCAACUGGCGCAACGUGUCGCGCGGUUUCGAUUCCCACACGAAACAACUCUUUGGUGAUCCACAAAUUGUUGUUCCAGGUCUGGGUGUGAUGUGUAUGUGA
This is a messenger RNA of Spodoptera exigua (beet armyworm), 396 nucleotides long. NCBI's taxonomy places the organism in Eukaryota, Metazoa, Arthropoda, Insecta, Lepidoptera, Noctuidae. The record is from the annotation of a GenBank genome assembly.